UUAAAACCUGAGCUGGUUUAAUAACAGGUUUUACACCUAUUCUUGGAAUUCAUGGUCAACAAAGCUCAUUUAUAUCACAUUAUACAAACUGAUAGUUAAGAUCAGAGGAUGUUGAGUGGAUCUCAGAUGUCAAAGUUUAGUCCCCAUACUGUUUGGAAAAAGAAUUCAAAUGCUAUAAGAUUUAAAUAAAUCACCCAAAAAUGAAUCAUGAAUGUUACCUUAACCCUUGUGUUGUCUUCCCGUUCACCAUGAAACAUUAGUAUCACUGUUUCUGACAUUUUUGGUCACUUUUUCCAAUGUUGCGCGUGCUUUUUUUUGAUGUUUUCUUCCAAAGUUAUUCGAUAUUUUUAAUGUUGACAUUUCCAGCGCUUAAAUCGAAAGCACUUCUUUUUUUUCUUUUUUUUUUUUGUGACAAAACAACUGAAAACGGGUCUAAUUUGACCCGAGGACAACAUGAGGGUUAAGAACGUUGUAUGGAAUCAUCCAUGUUAUUUUAUGACAAUUUGAUUGACAGAAAUCCACAUUUCCGAUAUAAAACACUUUGAAACGGGUCAGUUUGACCCCAGGACAACAACACGAGGGUUAACGUGUUGUUUAACGUCAGAGGGAACCAUGGUGCCAUUAAAGAGAAGAAAGGUCGUCUCCUCCGGUGCUGGGAGCCCCGGGGGCCCCGGGGACACCGGGAGCACCGGGAGCACCGGGGGCCCCGGUGGCGGUGAAGAACGGACCCGGUUCCCGCAGGUGGUCCUGUUCCUGUUGGAGAGGAAGAUGGGGUCCAGUCGGAGAGCUUUCCUCUCUCAGCUCGGUCGGAAGAAAGGCUUCCAGGUGGAGGAGCUGCUCAGUGAGAGAGUCACACAUGUGAUUUGUGAGAACAACUGCGGUGAUGAGGUGCGGACGUGGCUGCGCCUGCAGGGCGGGGGUCGGACAUCUGCUCAGCUGCUGGACGUCAGCUGGUUCACAGACAGCAUGAGAGCAGGACGUCCUGUGGACAUACUGGACGGACAUAAACUACAGGAGCAGCAGAUUGACGACGCGGAGGGUGGGGUGUUCUCGGUCCCGAGCUACGCCUGUCUGAGGAGAACCACUCUGGAAAACCACAACCCCGUCCUCACCGAUGCGUUGUCGCUGCUGGCUGAGAACGCCGAGCUCAGUGACGAGGAUGGACGGGGGGUCGCGUUCCGCCGGGCCGCCGCCGUGUUGAAGGCUCUCCCCGAACCGGUGACGGGCGCGGCGCAGCUCAGAGGGCUUCCCUGUCUCGGAGGACACUCGCUCCGAGUCAUCACAGACAUUUUGGAGAAUGGAGCGUCAAGGGAAGUGGAAUUUACAAAGCAGUCUGAGCGGUUUAAAGCGCUGAAGGUUCUAACGGGAAUUUUUGGAGUUGGAGCAAAAACAGCAGAGCGGUGGAUCAGAGACGGGAUCCACAACCUUCACCAGCUGCAGGAAUCAGGACAAGCCCUCAAUCGAGCACAACAAGCAGGCCUGGAUCACUAUGACGACCUGCAGCAGCCGGUCACGCGGGCGGAGGCCGACGCCAUCGGCGAGGUGGUGGAGGAAGCCGUCGUGUCUGUGUUGCCAGGCGCCCAGAUCACUCUGAUUGGAGGAUUCAGGAGAGGAAAGCUGACGGGCCACGACGUCGACUUCCUGAUCACACACCCGGAGGAGGGCAGGGAGGUGGGGCUGAUGCCCAAAGUCGUCACCUGGCUGGAGUCACAGGGUUUCCUGUUGUACCAGAAAACCACAAGAAACUCUUACUUGGAGGCCAAAGCCGGUCCCGCUCGGCCCCCCUCCAACAUGGACCGCUUCGAGAGGUGUUUCUCCAUCUUUAAAUUGGCCGACGCGGAGAAACGAGGAAGGAAACGGGCUGGAAAUGCACCCGAGGACACGUGCUGCCCCGCGGCCCACUCGCGGGUCGCCGACGAGGGCCCGGAGCCGGUGAAACCCGCCGGCGGACCCGGACGCUGGCGGGCCGUGAGGGUGGACCUGGUGGUCUCGCCCGUCAGCCAGUUUGCUUUUGCUCUGUUGGGCUGGACCGGAUCCAAGUUGUUUGAGCGCGAGCUGCGCCGCUGGGCGGGGCGAGAGAGGGCGAUGUCUCUGAGCAGCCACGCGCUGUACGACAGCAAACAGAGUAGAUAUCUGAGAGCUACGUCGGAGGAGGAGAUAUUCUCUCAUCUUGGUCUGGAGUACAUUCCUCCGUCAGAGAGAAACGCCUGAUGUUCUCCGACACGAGGAACAACAACAAGGUACCAUCUGAGGUUCAUAACCUGCACGCAGAACCGUUAACGGAGCCGCCAGCUGGACCUUUACAUUCCCUCCUGAAUAUUCUCAGGAAGGCUUGAAUCACGCGGACGUGCCGACAGUCGUCAUUACUAUUAACUCCUAAUGGGGGCGCCAGAAGCUUCACACACAUUCACACACUGUGGCCGUACACCUGCUCACCAGAUAAACACUCACACACACUUACAACAACUCGGGGUUCAGUGUCUUGCUCGAGGGCACUUUGACACGGGACUGCAGGGCCAGGGAUCGAACAGGCGACCGCUCUACCACCGAGCCACAGCCGACCCUAAUGGUGUGUUGAACGGAUUGUUUCGGGGCUUGCAUUGAGUUUACCGACGUCUUUAGGUUAAAUGUGAUUUAAAAUAGAAAAUAGAUUGGUGUCUGUACUAUGUUUCUAAAAUGGAGUCCAUUUAUAAAAGGAAUAGUCCAUUUACUAAGGAAUAGUUCCCAUUGCAAAGACAUCAAGGUAGGUCAGGGUAACUUUAUUAAUACCUUAGGUAUUAAGGUAUUAAUUAAUUAAGUACUUAAUAAUUAAUUAAGUACUUAAGUAGUA
Messenger RNA from Etheostoma spectabile (orangethroat darter), 2830 nucleotides. RefSeq names its product polymerase (DNA directed), mu (gene polm). The record is from RefSeq and is a predicted model, not a curated record. NCBI's taxonomy places the organism in Eukaryota, Metazoa, Chordata, Actinopteri, Perciformes, Percidae. The transcript has 11 exons. Gene Ontology annotation, biological process: double-strand break repair via nonhomologous end joining. Bases 613 to 2211 code for a protein of 532 amino acids. Gene Ontology annotation, cellular component: nucleus. Gene Ontology annotation, molecular function: DNA-directed DNA polymerase activity; DNA binding.